This is a messenger RNA of Acanthoscelides obtectus, 4701 nucleotides long. The record is from the annotation of a GenBank genome assembly. NCBI's taxonomy places the organism in Eukaryota, Metazoa, Arthropoda, Insecta, Coleoptera, Chrysomelidae.
GCUAACAACAGUUUAAUAAAACAAGUGCAUGGUUUGCUUUUUCAAGCAGAUCAGUUUAAAAGUAUCUUAUUUUCAAUUAAACUGCUUCCAUAAAAUUCAGUUUAAACAGAAUAAUUUAGCUAGUUACAGUAAUUAAACAAUUCAUUACGGAAAAUUUUCCAGAACUGUUUGAUUGAACAGGUUUCCCUCAAAAAUUAACAUUUGAUGGGACCCUACUAGACUAGAAUAGAGAAGAUGUAUAUUGAACCAGAAAACUUUGUUUAUUUUUACAAGAGUAAACGCUGUGAAAAGACACAAUACAGUUUUAUAACCCCCUGUAUAAAGAUUGCACCAGCACUAUAGCACGCAUCAUAUUAACCCAUAAACCACAUGCACUAACCCGCACAUUCGUUUGAUUCCGGCAACUACAGACGAUCUUCUCCCAGUUCGGCGUGGACACGGAGGACUUUCCGCCGGAGCCGCCUGCGCCAUCCGCCAUUCCCGUGGGACACGUGGAUAUGUCCGAGCAUUCACCCACCAGGACUUUGCUUGCAGCUCCCAUUCAUCGGACGGAUAUCUCAGAUUCCACCAAGUAUACGUUGGAAAUAAAAAAAGAAGCUGACAUCAAAUUCGAAACCUUGCGGUCUUAUGACCAGGACAGCCUGCUGGACAUGGAAUCCCAUAUGUCCGGCCCUGAUCAUUCGAUGGACAGCCACGACGACAUCGAGAGGGGUUUGCACCAGGGCAUGUUGGUGCAACAGGACUUCGGGGAUAUGAUGGCAGGAGUUUCAGCAAACGGCGAAGAAGUACCUGGUUUGAAAAACAACGGACAUUCAGAAAAUAUGCAGCAUGUUGCUAGGUCACAUGGAGGUGGGCCAAAAACGUGGACGCAAGAGGAUAUGGAAAUGGCCUUGGACGCACUAAGAAACCACAAUAUGAGCCUUACUAAGGCAUCAGCUACAUACGGUAUCCCAUCUACGACGCUAUGGCAAAGAGCCCAUAGGUUAGGAAUAGAUACACCUAAAAAGGAAGGACCUACGAAAUCAUGGACGGAAGAAAACCUGAACAGUGCUUUAGAAGCUUUAAGGACAGGCACAAUAUCGGCAAACAAAGCUAGCAAAGCAUAUGGAAUUCCCAGUAGCACCCUGUACAAAAUAGCACGAAGAGAGGGUAUCCGCCUAGCGGCUCCCUUCAAUGCUGCCCCUACCACGUGGACUCCCGAAGACCUAGAAAAGGCUCUCGAGUCCAUCAGAACCGGCCAGACGUCAGUACAAAAAGCAUCGACUGAAUUCGGCAUUCCUACAGGCACACUCUAUGGAAGGUGUAAGAGGGAAGGGAUUGAAUUGUCCAGGUCCAAUCCAACGCCUUGGUCGGAAGUUGCUAUGGGAGAAGCUCUGGAAGCUGUCAGACUAGGCCACAUGUCGAUCAACCAAGCGGCAAUCCACUACAAUCUGCCAUAUUCCUCGCUGUACGGACGCUUCAAGCGAGGCAUCAAGUACGAAGACAGCAUGGAAAUUAGCCAGGACAGCCAAUCACAAAUGCCGGAUCAGUUUGGUAUUGAUUAUGUCACUACUACCUCCUCUCAUCAGCAGAUUCAGUACGGGAAUCAAGGAAGCUGAGAUCCCGGUACCUUCAACUUUGACUGUUUCUAAGCGGUUACGGACUUCAUGAGUUUGUGUCAAAGUCUGAAGGUGUGCUACGAUUUAAGGUGAUAGUAAUGACGCUGUGUUUUUCAUUUACACGGUUAUUCGACUUCGUUGGUUAUUGUUUCGUGGCUAGAAAUAACGGAGGACAGACCAUUGACAGUGAAAAAAUGUAAUGUAGUUAGCAGUUAAACUUGGAUUUCUGAAAGCAUAGUCUAGAAAAAAUAUUUCAUUUAUAUCUUUUUAUCGUCAUUGGCAUUAACGCGACUUCAAAUUCAUGAAAAUAAUUAGGCAGAAUAGCUUUCUACAAGUUUUUCUCAAAAAAUGAUCUUUACAUUUGCUGCUGUUUUCUAGCCAUGGUUUUCAUAAAUCGUAAGUUUAUUUGAUAGUUCAGAUGAUAAAGAAUAGUGUACAAAGUUGCAAGAUGCAUACAAUUAUACUGGAAAAAUACUACAAUGGACGUUUUAAUCUAUGAUUACCGUUUACUAGGCUGUUGUGCUAAAAUUUGUAAGGUAUUUUGAGUAGGACUGGAGGUGGGUAAGAUUUUUUACACUUGUAUUUCUAUCAACUCUUUACAGGUACGUUAGAUGUGUUUACCGUUAUUUUAAAACAUUGAUAUAUGGUGCAACAACAAGCUAUUGAAUGAUGUUCAAUAACAUAUUUUUCAGAAAUACAUUUAAUAAAUGAAUCAAAAUAUAAAAUCUUGAUUAUUUGUUCGAACAGCCCACCUCCAAGCGCGUGAGUUUUUAUAUUUAUAAGAUUAUCAUUGUGUCUUGAUCUUCUCAGAGGCUAACAUUCAGGGUUAAGCAAGUACUUAAAACAUAAAUCUUACCACAUUUUAAGGAUCAAUAAUAUUUUAAAUCACCCUAAGAAUUAUAGAUAUAAACGGGACAAUUCCUCAAAUUCGAUAAUAUCCUAUUAGAGAGCAGACUUGGGUCGAAUACUGAAAUCCGGUAUUCGAAUGUAGGUGCUGAAUACUGUAUUUUAAAUAGUAUUCGAAUACUCAAUAUUCGAACAUAGAGAAAAAAGUAUUCUACUUUAUCUGGUAUCACACAAAUUGUAACGCGUAUUAAAAUUUAUUAUAAAAUAGAAAAGUAAUACUGCACAAACACAAGUGUAUGCGCAGUCUAAUCUCGUUCCUUAGUCGACCUGUCGGCAUCGCGAAUUUAGAAGCAACACCGUCCUCGCAAACAAACUAACUUUGCGAAGCUAUUUUGUUUGUGCAAAUCCACAACCACCGCGGGCUUGUUUUAGCACAAGCUAAGCUAAGUUGCGGAAACCGUCAUGCAAUACUUACUCAUAAGAAUAGCUUACCAGUGUUCGAAAACAGGAUUCGAAUACUGGGAUUUGAAUACAAUGUGGUAUUCUAAUAUUGGUAUUCAGAAGCAGUAUUCAGAAUCAAGGAUACCGAGUACUGACCAAAAAAGUAUUCAGUCGAAUACCAAAUACCAAACAAAUGUAUUACCAGCCAAAUGUAAUCUAAAUAGGAUUCAAAAUACCGAGUAUUAGUAUAAUACUACCCAAGUAUGACAGGACUGUGCUAAGAGAAGGAGCAACACUAGUUCAUUUACACCUUGCGCCGUGAGCUAUACGUCAGUUUAGAACAGCACUUAAGAUAAACGUGAUCCUUGGUGUUGCGUUAAAUUUUUAGCUUAGCGCGCAGUUUGAAUGCGCUAGUGAUGCGCCAUCUCUUGGAACGGCGUGGUAUUAACGCACACAACAGCAUGGGCCUUGAACUUAUUUUUUCGGACUCCCAUUGUCUGUAUUUUAACUAAGUACACAACGUUUUGAUUAGGAAGUAUCUCUAAUCGUUAUCAAGUGUGAAAUGAGAACUUAUCCUAAAGGUUACCUAUUUAUAUACAGUUGUGUGCGACCAAGCGUGAUGCUCCGCCUCUUAAUUCUUUGAACACUGAGGUUUUAGAAGUGGUUCUGUCUUGAGUAGAGAUUUCCAAAUGUUUGGGAUUUCCACACUAGCAUUACUAAAAAUUCCGGUAUUAUUCUCAAUAAAUGCUGUUUCGUCAAAUUUUCGUUUCCGCCAGUGCUUUUCCCUUAACAGAUCCUUGGCUUCUGACCUCUUCAUUUGGUGUUGAUUAGUCCAUACAUGUUCAGCGAUACCCGAUCUGGUGAUCCCACCCAGUCGUGUAUGCUUUUGAUCUUCGUCAACCCAAACAGGUAGCGUUCUUUCGGUUUCUCCUAUAUACGAUUUGCCACGCUCACAUGGGACUUGAUAUACGCAUCCCUUUUUCAGGUCAGAUACUUCCGGUUUCGUCUUAGUCAGGUAUCUCCUCAGGGUGUUGCUGGACUAGAAGGCCGCUUUAAUAUUAUAGGAACUUGCUAUUUUUCUAAUUUUCUCUGAGAAUCCUUUAACAUAAGGUAUGGUUAAGAAACUUUCAGGUUGAUCAGUUUGAGAAUCCCUAUGCCUGUUACGUUUCUCUUUCAGAUUAUAAAAAGUUUUGUCAAUCAAUUUUUCUGGGUAACCAUUCUGGCGAAAAUCAUUUAUAAUACUGUUUAGUUCUGAUUUUAAGCCUUCCAGCUUAUUACUUUACUACCAUGCACUAGACAUCUGUAAUAACCCAGACGACUUGAAAUCAGAACUAAAAAGUAUUAGAAAUGAUUUGCGCCAUAAUGGAUACCCAGAAAAAUUGAUUGAUAAAACUUUUAAUAAUCUAAAAGAGUAACGAAACAGUCAUAGGGGUUACCAAACUGAUCAAACUGCCAGUUUCUUAACCAUACCUUGUGUUAAAGGAUUCUCAGAGAAAAUUAGAAAAAUAGCAAGUUUCUAUAAUAUUAAAACGCCUGUGAGUCCAGCAACACCCUGAGGAGCUACCGCACUAAGACGAAACCGGAAGGAUCUGACCUGAAAAAGGGACGCGUAUAUCAAGUCCCGUGUGAGUGUGCCAAAUCGUAUAUAGGGGAAAACAAAGUCCAAUCUGUUAGGAACAUCAAAAGCAUACCCGGCUGGUUGAGACAACCAGAUCCAGUAUUGCUGAAUAUGUAUGGACUCAACACCAAUUGAAGUGGUCAGAAGGGAAGGUCUGUUUAGGGCACAGCACUGGCGGAAACGAAAAUUUGUCGAAAC